CUUCGAAGUGCAUGCAGCCUCCUUCAACAUAAAUCAGUUUAAUUUAUUUUCUUGAAAUAUAACAAUGGUUCAAGAAAUAAAAGUCACCAAUCCUUACUCAAGGUGUGAUUGUAAAAGUGAGUAUAAAGUGGAUGAAGAGAGAAGUAGUAAAUAUCCUUUUGUGGGUGCUCUAUGUAUGAAUGGUGGAGAUGUAGACAACAGUUACACCACCAAGUCUCUUCUUCAGGUUCUUUCUUCUUCUCUACAUAUAGUAUAUGUUUCUAUAAGACAUGCAUACACAAAUUAAAGUAUCAUUUCUUAACAUGUGUUUUAUCUAUGUUUUCAGAAAAGAGUUUUAUCAAUAACCAAUCCGAUCUUAGUUAAAAACACAGAGGAAAUGUUGACAAACUUGGACUUUCCUAAAUGCAUUAAGGUAGCCGAUUUAGGUUGUUCUUCAGGACAAAACACGUUUUUGGCCAUGUCUGAGAUCGUCAACACAAUCAAUGUAUUGUGUCAAAAAUGGAACCAAAGCCGGCCGGAGAUAGAUUGUUGUUUGAAUGAUCUCCCUACUAACGAUUUCAACACAACGUUCAAGUUCAUAACUUUCUUCAACAAGAAACUCACAAGCAACGGAUCGUGCUUCGUCUCUGGAGUCCCUGGUUCCUUUUACUCGAGGCUCUUCCCUCGCAAGAGUCUCCAUUUCAUAUAUUCAAUUUACAGUAUUCAUUUCCUCUCUAAGGUUCCCGAUGGAUUGGAGAAGAACAAGAUGAGUGUGUACAUAACAAGUUCAAGUCCUCUAAGUGAAUACAAGGCUUACUUGAAUCAAUUCAAAAGAGAUUUUACAACAUUUCUAAGAAUGCGUUCUGAAGAGAUGGUACAUAAUGGACGUAUGGUUCUCACACUAAUCGGCAGAAACACUCUAGAUAAUCCAUUGUAUAGGGAUUGUUGUCAUUGUUGGACAUUGUUAUCCAAUUCUCUCCGUGACUUAGUCUUCGAGGGUCUUUUGAGUGCGUCAAAGGUAUAUUCGUUCAAAAUGCCAUUUUAUGAUCCGAAUGAGGAAGAAGUGAAGGAGAUUAUAAGAAAUGAGGGAUCCUUCCAAAUAAAUGACUUGGAGAUGCAUGAAUUUGAUCUCGGCCAUAGUAAGGAGAAAUGUAGCUUACAAUCACACAAAGCUAAAGCAGGGCAAAAAGAAGCUAGUUGUAUACGAGCGGUGACUGAAACAAUGCUCGUAGCUCACUUUGGAGAUGACAUUAUCGAUGCAUUGUUUCACAAGUAUGCACAUCAUGUGUCUCAGCAUGCUAGCUGCAGGGUAAAAACGAGUGUAACUCUAAUAGUUUCACUGGUUCGGAAAUAACUUUUACCAUGGAUUAAUGAUUGAUUAGUGUGUGAUGCAAAGUUUCCUUCAAAAUUAAUACUCAUCGAAUUGUC
Molecule: messenger RNA, 1407 nt
Organism: Arabidopsis thaliana (thale cress)
Lineage: Eukaryota; Viridiplantae; Streptophyta; Magnoliopsida; Brassicales; Brassicaceae
Product: S-adenosyl-L-methionine-dependent methyltransferases superfamily protein
Exons: 4
Coding region: 377-1333 (318 amino acids)
Molecular function (GO): methyltransferase activity
Source: RefSeq, marked reviewed